GGGAAAACAAUCCAACACAUGGAGUAACUCUGAUCGGAGUGACACCGGAGAUAUCGACAAAACAGCUGGACUAACAGGAACAACGUUAAACUGCCGCCAUGCAGUUUGAUAUACGCCGGUUUGAUGUCUAUCGAAAAGUGCCUAAGGACUUGACACAGCCUACGUUAACGGGAGCUGUUAUUUCCAUCUCCAGUAUCUUGUUCAUCGCUUUCCUCUUUAUCUCGGAGCUACUGGUGUUCAUUAGUCCUGAUAUAGUAAGCGUGUUGUACGUUGAUGACCCAGUCCAGCAUUCACAGAAACUCCCCGUUUUUUUAAACAUAUCCUUGCCAAGAAUGAAAUGUGAAUAUUUAGGACUAGACAUUCAAGAUGAGAUGGGAAGACACGAGGUUGGCAUGUCAGAUGCAACAACAAAAGAACCCAUUUAUUCAGAUCAUAUUGAAGGCUGUCUUUUCCAAUCUCAUUUCAUGAUAAAUAAGGUGCCUGGUAACUUCCACAUCUCCACCCACUCGUCCGCCAGCCAGCCACAGCUCCCUGACAUGGCUCAUUACAUACAUGAGGUCAGGUUUGGUCAGAAGCCCGCAGCUAAGCUUGAUGUCAUCAAGGGGUCCUUCAACCCUCUCAAAGAUUCAGACAAAACAGCUUCAGAAGCUCAUGCCACUCAUGAUUACAUCGUAAGGAUAGUUCCUACAGUGUUCGAGGACAGUCGCAACAACAUGUACUUUCCUUUCCAGUAUACCUUUUCACACAGGGAUGUUAUACAGCAAGGUCAUGGUGGAAUUCGUAUGCCAGCCAUUUGGUUUCGGUAUCAGCUUAGUCCAAUAACAGCGAAGUAUCAUGAAAAGAGGAAACCGUUUUAUCAUUUCCUUACAACGGUUUGUGCCAUUAUUGGAGGUACCUUUACUGUAGCUGGAAUAAUAGAUUCUUGCAUAUUUACAGCAGCCGAAAUUUUCAAAAAAGCUGAAUUAGGGAAGUUAAGCUGAGGUUUUAGGUUUAUUAACAAAAUAAUUUUGAUAAAAAAAAAUAAAUAACAUGUAUGUACAAUGUUAUUCAUGAAUUUCAAAUAUUUUUAUCGCUUUGUAAACCAUUUGUUUGUUUUUAGUUUGUUUUUUAGAUUUUUUUCUGCUACUUGACGAUACAUGUACAUUCCUUUUUUUUAAAUUUUACACAUUUUCUGUUUCAUUUUUGGCUUAUUUUACAUUGAUAAUGGGCCAUUGGCCCACAGCCAGGGAUGAUUGGCUUAUAUGAUGCCCUUUCAGAACGCAUACUUCUAUUAAUUUUUGUACAGCAAUUUAGUUUAAAGGAUCUGUUUCAGGUGUGAGAUCUCAAUAGGCAUCAUUUAAGAAAGUUUGAAAAAUAAAAAUGAUAAGUUUCUUGAUGAAUACCAGCCACCAAAAGAGAUUAAAACAGUAUUGAUUGAAGGUUGUUUUGUCCAGCUCUCUUGUUACUAAUAUUAGAGUAAAACCUAAUAGUCUCUAAUAACACUUCAUAUUCCUCACCUCAGACUUGCUAUGUUUACUGUGUGUGUAUAAUGACACAUUCUAAGGAAACCAACCAGGUUUGUGUAAAUGAGUGUACCUAUGUUUGAUAGUCUUUUGAAAGGCUACUUUUUACUUAGUUUCUAAAUUUAAAAAGGCCAACAUGAAGAGGUAGUUUUAAUGAAAUUUGUAUUACAGUAGAAGAGAGGACCUCUUGUUUGUUGGCACAUGUAUGUACAUGUCAUUUUGGAAAUUUUCACUGAAAAUGCCUGAAUAGCGUGGUGCUGCAUCUAUUUUAAAUUGUAUUUUUUGAAAACUUAAGAUAGAUGUUGGCACAAAUAUAGAGUAGUAAUGCUUGUAAAGUGUUUGUUGUCCUGAAACGAUCAUCAGCAUCAUUAGCCAGUGUCAGGACUCAAGCAGAUUAUGCUGAGAGAAAGAAUAUGGGUUUUUUUUAUAGCAGAGGUCUAUUAUUCUACUUGUAGCAUUCAAAACCAUUGAUACAAUCAGACACUAUCUGUCAAAAAGAAAGGGCACAAGUUUGAACUCCUCUGUUGGGUUUUGUUAACUUUACAUCUUCACAUGUUUUAGAGCCACUUUUAUGCUGUAUUAGAAGGACAUAGGACAUUUUUUUUUUU
Molecule: messenger RNA, 2110 nt
Organism: Liolophura sinensis
Lineage: Eukaryota; Metazoa; Mollusca; Polyplacophora; Chitonida; Chitonidae
Product: endoplasmic reticulum-Golgi intermediate compartment protein 1-like
Exons: 9
Coding region: 99-980 (293 amino acids)
Biological process (GO): retrograde vesicle-mediated transport, Golgi to endoplasmic reticulum; endoplasmic reticulum to Golgi vesicle-mediated transport
Cellular component (GO): endoplasmic reticulum membrane; Golgi membrane; endoplasmic reticulum
Source: RefSeq, a predicted model, not a curated record